This is a messenger RNA of Magnolia sinica, 779 nucleotides long. RefSeq lists its product as uncharacterized. Bases 240 to 764 code for a protein of 174 amino acids. NCBI's taxonomy places the organism in Eukaryota, Viridiplantae, Streptophyta, Magnoliopsida, Magnoliales, Magnoliaceae. The transcript is spliced from 2 exons. The record is from RefSeq and is a predicted model, not a curated record.
CCCGUUUCGCUAUAGCCUUUUUAAUACUACAAAGGCUACAUGCAAAGAAAUCAGAACUUAGAAGCUUUGUAGUGUCGGCCAAUUUUACAAGUGGGCCUUGGUCAAAGAAGGCUGAAGGGAAACGGGUUCAACAAACAAUUCUUUCUCAAAGUUUUUGGACUCAAGUGGUAAAGGCGCUAAAAUCAUCCGAGCCCUUAGUCACUGUGUUGCGAUUGGUGGACGGGGAUGAGAAGCCCGCAAUGGGCUACAUAUAUGAUGCGAUGGAGAGGGCGAAAAAUAAGAUCAUGGACCAUUUUAACUAUAGAGACCGUGAUUACAGGCCAAUUUUAGAUAUUAUAGAUAGAAGAUGGGGCAGCCAAAUGUCAUCCCCAUUGUAUUCGGCUGCUUACAUCCUUAACCCAGCCUGUUUAUUCGCUUCUGCUGAUCCAGCAGAAGCACUAACUAUGCAUAUGGUUGGAUUUAUUGAUGUCUUGGAAAGAAUGAUUCCAGAUAGAGGAGAACAGGACAAGAUCUCAACUUUGCUGGACUUCUACACAAAAAGUGAAGGGAUAUUCUCAAGGGAUAUCGUAAUAAGACAUCGGACAAUGAAAUUACCUACUGACUGGUGGGCUGCCGAUGGAGUGGACCCGAACAGGAAGGAUCCAGCUCUAAAGAAGCUGGCUAUGAAGAUUCUUGGACUCACAUGUUCAGCUAGUGGUUGCGAGCGCAAUUGGAGCACGUUCGAGGCGAUAAGUUUAGACUGUUUAGUAAUUGUUUUUUUAUAAACUUUAAUUUUUUAG